AUGCCUCGCCCGAAAGCCACUCUUACGAGUGGGAGGAAUAGCAUCCAUAACCGCGGCGCCAUCACCAAGUUCAAACCCAAACCCAAAGCAAAACCAACUCGCAAACCUCCUCCAGCACCACCGCAACCAGAGUAUGCAAUUAAAUACUGGCCCGCAGAAAACUUAAUAUGCUUUAAGAAUUAUGCGGAGUGGGACGAGACGAAACUGAACGACACCGGUUACGGCAGUCGUCUCACGGACGCAGCCAUAUCCCGCUUCACAGCCGCAUGUCCGAAUCUCGUCCACAUUGACAUGGACUCCGCUCGGGAUCUGACUGGCGCAAGACUCCUCGCCAUGUGCCGGAACUGUCCGAAUAUCGAGUAUAUUAGCAUUGACGGGAACGACAAGUGCAAGGGCCAUGUUGGGGGCACGGCGCUGGAUGCGUUGAGCGUCGUUAAGAAGAUGGCGAAGGGACUGAGGGUGUUGCAUUUGGUGGAUCAGGGCGCGGGGUUGGAGAAGGAGGCGAAGAAAUUGAGUAAAGCCAGGAAGGGACUGGAGAUCACGUUGGGAGAGACGAAGAAGUGGGGGAAUGGGAGCGCUGAGAAGUUUGUGGGUGGGAAGAGUAAUUUGAAUUUCGGAAAAGGGUGGGAUCGGUAUGAUGGACCUCGUGCUUUUGGUAGCGGGUGGCGAUUUGGUUGA
Messenger RNA from Glarea lozoyensis ATCC 20868, 678 nucleotides. RefSeq lists its product as uncharacterized. Bases 1 to 678 code for a protein of 225 amino acids. Lineage: Eukaryota; Fungi; Ascomycota; Leotiomycetes; Helotiales; Helotiaceae. The record is from RefSeq and is a predicted model, not a curated record. The transcript has 2 exons.